Molecule: messenger RNA, 6146 nt
Organism: Linum trigynum
Lineage: Eukaryota; Viridiplantae; Streptophyta; Magnoliopsida; Malpighiales; Linaceae
Source: the annotation of a GenBank genome assembly
UUUUAGUUCAUAUUGUAUAAUGCAAUAAUCAAAAUAAUCAUGGAGUUGGAUGAUGGAUUUGGGUACCAAAUCCAAUCCAUCAUGGAUUUAAUAAAAAUCCAUUGUUAGGCUGACGAGACAAUGACAUGGCGUGUUGACUAACGGUCAACGGUGUUUACCAUCCAAAUUGACGGUCAAAACCAUGUGUCAGGCCAAUUGAGUCUAUAAGCUGCAUAGUUGAGGCCAGGAUGUUAAUUUCUGAAUACACGGGCCAAAGUUGAUUAUAUGGUCAUAGUUCGGGCUAAAAUAAGGUAUUAACCCAUUUUUUUAUGUAAUUUCUUGUGUUCUAGUUUCCUUUGACCUUUUCAUGGAACAUGUAGUUCUUUAUUCUUCCGAUUCAAAUAUAUGUUGUUAUAUGUUACGUUUGAUAAGGAGGACAAAAAAUUGAUAACCAAUUAUGUUAAUUUAAAAGUUAAUUGAAAUUUCCCUAUUUAUUAUUAUUGUCCUUGUGGCAAGAUUAUGCUUAUUAGUACGUAUUGUUCUUGUUUUGUGUACAUAUCAUAAACAAGUCAAACAUAUAGAAAAGGAUAGUAAGGUAAUUUUGAACUUACGUUCUAAAUCUCACAUCCUUAAAUCCAUGAUAAAACAUCUCAACAAACAAAGGAUGUUACAAAUCCAUAAUAUCUCAAAUCCUUGAUAAAUUCGUGAGUUUUUAAAUUACAAAACCUUCAUUUUCAAAUUCAUGAAACAAACUACCUAAAAAAAUAAAACAUACAUUGUUUUUACGUCCAAACAUUAUAUUCAAUAAAAUAAACACAACAUUGUUAAUCGCCAUCCCUAGUUGGGUUAGAACUUAAGAGGACUCUCCGUCCAACUCAAAAUUACUUUUGGGCUCAUGGUGCUUUUCUUGUGGCCCCGUUGAUUGCGCCCAUAAAACCAUCUAUCUUUCAUCGUGGUAGGCCAAAUGGACACUUGGAGCCCUUUUUAGUCCAGCAGAAAGCUAGGCUUCAAUGUCCAAACAAAAGCCCAUCAGUCCAGAACCCCAUAGCGGAGGCUCUUUACUUUUCGGUAGGAAAUUGUCAAAACACCUUUCUGACUUCUGUCUAAACUGGAGAGGAGAGUAGAGAUGGCGGCAAAGAGGAUGAGAAAUAGGAAUGCUGUCGCAGUUGUCAAUGCCAUUGCUAGUGUGUUUUUUCACGAUAUCAGUUUAGUUAUAUAUAUAGGCUUAGCCUGUUCACUGAGAAGUGACAUCAUUUUAGAUUAAUCAUUAAUGUACUUAACUUGAUCAUCACUGGAUAAAUACGUAAACUUCAUCCAUUUAACUAAUACAGAUUGGUGGAAAAAAACAACAACAAUCAUCAACAUAGCGUCGCGAUACAAUUUAACAUACUUAGAUUUUAAAAUUGAAGGGAUCUCCAUAACCCACUCCAGAAGGCUAGCCACCAACUUAUUGACCGAAAAUUUUAUUUGACACCUUACACAAAUGGAAGAAUAACAUAUCAACACAAUUUUCUAACUAAGGUACAUAAGACUUCGUUUGCAUUAUGGUGUAUCUAUAUCUAUAUAAGAUAUAUUAAAAGGGUUUCUAAAUACCCUCUUCAGAAUCUUUAUGUAAAGAAAGGAAAUUCUAUCAACAAAGAUGUUAAUUUUUUUUCGUUGAAUCACAAAGAUGUUAAUUAAUGUAUACAAUUUGAUGUUUUUCUCAGGGGGACUAAAUACUACUCAUUUCAAAGGUUAUGUAAAUACAAUAUUACUUUAUUUUGAAACUCAAAUUUUUUUAAUAAAUAAAAUCAAACAAUCAUUUAUAAAUUAGUUACUUAUUAAAUUAUGAAACUUGGUUUUAUAAAUUUCCCAACUAAGAAGACCCUUCCACAGCUUGCAGUUAUCCAAAAUUAAAAUAAACUACAUCGCAUUUUCAGUAAUAUUAUGAAAAUGUAAUCUAAUGAAAUACGUGCAAAUAAAUUUGUAGCUAUGCGAAAGGUCCUCGGUUCGAGUUUUUGCACGGGUGAGAUGUUGAUUGUUUCUAGGAUGACAACAAAUCGAAUUGGAGGACGAAUAGCGCAUAUCUCUAUUAUGCACAGAAACAUCUACCAUCUCAAACCAACAUUACAUCUACCAAACCUAUUAUGCACAGAAACUACUCUGUAAUCGACAUCCUGCCGAUUCAUCCAUCCAGGAGUUGAAAGAUGUUCAAAUAUGAAUCAAUUAUCACUUAUUAGCACACCUAUUUAAACAAAUGCAUACUUAUAAGGGCUUGAAAUUUCAAAAUACCUCUCGAUUAAAGAAGACUCUGAUACCAUUUCAAAACACAAUUUGUUCCAAUUAUGGAUUGUAUACCACUUAACGCAGAGAAUAAAACCAUGCAAAAAAAAAAAAAAAAUCCUCCCAACCUGGUGGUUCUCCUUGUAGUACUUGAGAGCUUUUACUGCAUUCCAGGCGGUAUGCUCUCUCCAUAACCGAGUAUAUUCUUCCGGAUCCAUCUCCCAAUCAGGAGAAGGCGUCCUACGUAAUACGUACAAUGUAGUUGUUUGGUUUAUUACACACAUGCCAACAUAAUAAUCAUGGAAGAAACCCUGAUUCUGAUAUAUCGAGUAGAGCGAAGAAUCUUAUGAGCAGGUAGAUACACAUAUAUUAAGCCUAUGUAACAAUUAGGGGUCCAAUUGUAAAGAUUAGAAGAUAAGAACCAAUUAUGUAGUUAGCCAAUACGGUGUGUUGUGUGUAAAGCAAGAGAUUGCCCAACUGGCAUGAGAGGAGCAGAUAAGUAUGAACUAUCUGUUGAGUAUGUUAGUCAUUAAUGAAAAAGCUAACAACUUUUCCCUCCUAUCGUCUCUCUUCUCUCUCUCUCUCUCUCUCUCUCUCUCUUACUUUACCUUCUCUAUCUUCUCUGCUUCUGUUCCAUUCAUUCUCGCUGAGUAUUAGGUCGAGUGCUGAUAAAGUGGUAUCAGAGCGAUAUUCAGCAUGACGACGGUGACGCGUUUGACGACUUUGGAAGAGCAAUUGGCCGCAGUCGAUGACAGGAUGCAAUGCAUGAUGGCCGCCUAGACGCCUUUGACCUACACUUGACUGUGCUUCGUGACCGGAGCAAUAGGUUGAUGACGCGGGCGAAUGGACAUUCGCAGCAGCUCUCGCAUAUUCUGAAUCAAUCCCAUUCAAUGAAGUCUUGAUUGGGCUGUUUGGACGAGUAAAUUGGUAAUCUCAAUAGCCAAUUUGGCCAUAUGAAUGGUCAAUUUACGGAGCUUCUCCGCGAGCUUCGUGGCCACCAUCGCGUUGAGGACGGGUUGCAGGUCGCCGAACGGCAUCUCCAUCGUGGUAUCUUGCAGCUUCCACCCGGGCGAGUUGGAGUUGAUGUGCCGGAGGACAAUCGAACACCGCGGGGCGUUUUCUUUCCUGAGAUUCGUGAAGAGGAGGUUGAUUUUCCACCGCCUCAUCGAGGUAAUUUCCAUUAUCAACAAAAUCGCUUGGAUUUUCCCUUUUUCUCGAGUGAGAAUAUGCGGGAAUAGGCACGCAAAUGCGAGAAGUUGUUUCACCUGUAUAACAUUGAGUAGUCUUAGAAAGUUGAAGUAGCGGCGGUGUAUAUGGAUCGCCGAGCCGAUAUAUGGUUCAAUGGCUGGUGUGUGGGGCGCCGGGAGAAGCAUUGGGGCAUCUUCGUUGACGGUCUCUGUGAGUGGUUUGGAGAUUGCACUCUUAAGGGUAUCAUUGGGGAGUUUAACAAACUCGGUCAAUGGGGGACAUUGCUUGGCUAUCAGGAGAAGUUCGAUGAGCUCCGUUCCCUUAUGCUCGCGUACAAUCUGACCUUGACGGAGGAGCACUUUAUUUCCAGUUUCAUCAGUGGAUUGGAAGAGGAAUUGCGAACCGUGGUGACGAUGAUGCGACCACAAUCUCUCAAUCAAGCCUUCCAAUUUGCUCGGCUGGAGGAGUUCUCCAAUGAGGCUCGCCGGAAGAAGAUGAGGCAACAGUCAAGGCCUUUUCCCAACAGUUCGCGAGGUUCUGGGGGGUUCAGUGUGACAGCUCGACAACCUGAAACUCUGAAACCAUCCUCUAAACCCUACUCGGCUCCUGCUGCUACCAGAACUGGGAUGGCUAACUGUGCCUGCUACAAGUGUGGUGAGAAGUACUUCUAUGGACACGUUUGUAAGGCUGCUAAGAAACAACUUAAUGCAUUACAGGCUGAGGAUGAGGAUGUCAUACCUCCUGAACCUUGGAGUGAUGAGGAAGAUGAUCUAGAAGAGGUGGCUGCCCAGUUGCCAGAACUAGAAGAGGUUACUAUGCAAGCUCUCGGUAGUGGGGGAGUGACCAAUUCCCUUAUUGUGCAGGGCAAGGUAAGAAAGCAAAAAUUGAUGAUUCUGGUGGAUACAGGAAGUCAGGAAGCACACAUACCUUCCCCAAUAAGGCGAGAGUAGAGGAAUUGAAGUGUGUAGUGGAAGCAGAUACUCCAUUGCGAGUAAAAUUGGCUGAUGGUACAUUUUUGUGGAGCAGUUCAGUGUGCAAUUCAUUCACCUGGGUAAUGUAAGGGCAUCAGUUUUGCUAUGAUGCCAGGGUAUUGAAUUUGGGCAGCCAUGACAUGGAGGUGAUCGAUCAUUUCUCAAAGUUUGGCCAUUUUUUUUGGCCUAAGUAGACCAUUUUCAGAAACAACAGUGGCAAAAGUCUUUUUGGAUGGGGCCUUUAGACUCCAUGGGAUGCCCGGGACUAUAGUUUCAGAUCGAGAUGCACUCUUCACAAGCAACUUCUGAACCUCGCUGUUUGCACUCCAAGGCAUCAAGUUGCACUACUCAACUGCAUAUCAUCCUCAUAUGAAUGGCCAAACUGAAAGGUUGAACCGGUGCUUGGAGAACUAUAUCAGUUGUAUGGUAUUGAAUGGCUCUAAAUCCUGGUUCUCUUGGUUGUCAAUGGCUGAAUGGUGGUAUAAAACCAAUUUUCACACUAGUUUACAGGUCACUCCCUUCGAAGCAUUGUAUGGUUACCUUCCAUCCCAUUUUGCAGUUCAGAACCCUCUAUCUACACCAAUUGCAGCAAUAGUAGAGAAGUUGAGGAAGCAACAACGAUUGGUUGGUCUCCUCAGGCAUAACUUGGCCAUGGCUCAGAACCGCCAGAAGCAUAUGGAGGAUAGAUAUAGGACUGAGAGGGUAUUUCAAGUAGGAGACUGGGUUUAAUUGAAGCUUUGCCCUUAACGACAGCAUUUCAUGUCUCCUUUUUGAAGCAAGCGCGUGGGACUAGACUUUAAGUUCAACCUGCACUUCUUGACAUGGAUGAGAUGGGGACCCUUAAGCUGGAACUAGAGGCAAUAUAGGCUAGAAGGAUGGUUCCAUGCGGAAUCAACCGACGACACAACUGCUUGUGCAGUGGACACACCAUUCAAAAGAAGAUGCCACUUGGGAAUACCUUGAUGAGUUCAAAGCGAGAGAUUGCUAGCUGGCAUGAGAGUAGUGGAUACGUAUGAACUAUCCGUUGAGUCUGUCAGUCAUUAAUGAAAAAGCUAACAACUUUUCGCUACUAUCUUUUCUCUUUCUCUCUUACUUUCUGACUCGCCUUUACCGUCACACUAGAAAAUGGUCAAAUGCAACCACCUACUAGUGCGUAGUAUAGCGGGUUUGGGUUUUAAUGUCAAUCCAGGUCCUAAGUGUGAUGACUACUCCAUGAAUUCUUAUUAUUUAGCAGUGAAAGUGUAGUGAAGGUCUAAGUAAACAAACAAGCAAAGUAGUAAAAGGGUGUUUUCAAGUUGAGAGCGAUCACCCGGAUAUGGUUACCCCUAGACUGCAGUUAAGCCAGAUUGUAAUUUACGAAGUUCGAAUUCAAAGAUAGUUAUACUGCGGGAGGUUCUUAAACAGUCUGCAGUCUCAAAUAAAGGUCUCCAGACCCUCUCAAUCUGAGUCCCCAAGGGGCGACUAACCUCCACCGGAGUAAACAGAUUGAGGCCCUAACGAAUCAAACCUCCUCUACCGAAGUAAAUCCUGUACAGAAUGGUGAAUUUACUCCUCGACUAAAGUCGUCAAUUCACUACAUUCAAUCAAGGGUGCUCUAUUAACCUAGACAUAUAUUCUCUUUCUAGGUCAAAGCAGACUCUAGCUCAGAAGAAGAAAACAUGCUGUGAAGAAUGAGGUUCUGCUUCUGGUCAUCAAUCGGCACUUCUCCAAGCGUUAUCCAGGCUCCAAUAAUGACGAAGAUCGAUC